Molecule: messenger RNA, 193 nt
Organism: Tuber melanosporum (Perigord truffle)
Lineage: Eukaryota; Fungi; Ascomycota; Pezizomycetes; Pezizales; Tuberaceae
Exons: 1
Coding region: 1-90 (29 amino acids)
Source: RefSeq, a predicted model, not a curated record
AUGUUUGAAAACCGAAAUUGGAUUUUCCCUUAUUUUCCUCCUCUGUAUCAUAAGUCAUGUAGUCUAGGCCCUCUCUCUCCCCUCUUAUGAUAUAUCUCCGUAGUGCGGCACGAUGGGCUAAGGCGGAAGUAUGUUAGUUGGGGUAUGAUAGUCCGCAAGAGAGAUGCUGGGACGUUGCAGUUGGCGCUUGGAG